Formica exsecta is the source of this 2265-nucleotide messenger RNA. RefSeq lists its product as uncharacterized. The transcript is spliced from 3 exons. The record is from RefSeq and is a predicted model, not a curated record. NCBI's taxonomy places the organism in Eukaryota, Metazoa, Arthropoda, Insecta, Hymenoptera, Formicidae. Bases 1 to 2265 code for a protein of 754 amino acids.
AUGAGUCUUGCUAGAGUAUACAUCACCGCAUUCCUAUUGAUCUUCGGAACGUUCUGCAACACAGAAACUACCGGACGCAAAAAGAUCAAGAUGAAUGACUCGGACAGCGUCGACCGUUCCGUUUCCGACGAUGUUCCGAAUGAUACCGAGAGCGCGGAGCAAGAGCAAGACAGCGUCGAAAAGAUCAUGCCAAUUUUACCGCCGAUAAUACUUCUGGAUUUCGAUAACAGCACGACCUCGGGCGAUAACGCGACCGCCGACGAGAAGUCGAAGCGCACCGUCAACAACCACUUCGGUUAUGGCUUCGACCGGAACGCCCUGCACGCCUCGCGGAAAUACAAUUAUUAUUUUCCCGCCGGGAAAACCGGAACCUCCGUGUCCAUAGAGGAAUCCAUCAGUCCAUUUCUGCCGAGGACUAUAAUCGAAAAAGUACCAUCGUCGAGCAAUCGGAAACCGGUCCCCGAUUCUUACACGGAUCUGAGAUCCCAGCCCGGGUCGUACGAAAUUCGAGAUUCGACCAGAUCGAAUUUCCAGAAUCCAACGAGCUAUCAGUAUUAUAAUCCUGCGGCGAUAUCCCAGCCUGUAUUCGGGCUGCGAACGAAAUUGAUGAAGACGUCCGACCCUGAGCGAUAUCUGAGCUUCUCUUCAACCACAAGACCUCCCGUCGAGACGUACUCGAACGUGGAUUAUCGAGGCGGCGCAUAUGCGUCCACCACACCGCAGUCUUUGGUGCCGAAUUCCGCGGAAACGGAGGCGGGUUACGUCACUCCGAGCCCGCAAAGUUACACCACCUUCAGUUCAAAUCGAUACGUUUACGUCACACCAAAUCCGCCAUCGUAUGCCGAAGUAAAUUCUCAGAGAUACUUGGGACAGCAUGCGAUAAACGUGCAGGGUUACACGGCGCAAAGCUCGGUGGAAUCCUCGACAGUUAAUCCCAUCGACACCGCUGCUUUCCUAGAAAACAUCGGCGUUCAAUCAAAGGCGAAUUCUCGCGAUUAUAUUCGACCUACUUUGAAUACGGUGGAAUCUUCGACCUCCGCACCCGGCGAUGCAUCCAGCUACGCGGAGAACGCCGGAUCGUUCGCUAAUAUGCCCAGAUACACAGUGGAGGAUGGCGUCAGAUAUGAAAACAAGAUAUUCUGGAAGUAUCCGGACGGCCGAUUAUCCGAUACGCCGCCCAUGACGUAUGAAACUUACUCCGAUUACCCGUCGCUGGAAGCGUUACAAGCUGCCAGGUCUCAGGACGCGUCGCAGAUUGACGAGUCCGUUUCCGCGAAGAACGGCGUGUUGUCGCAAGGUCCAAUGCAGUUUCCGAUAUCACCGGAACCCAGCGGUCCUCCGACCCCGUUCAUAUCGGCCGAGACCUUGUCUAGACCGUCGCAGCAGCAGGCAUAUCGCUUGGGCUAUCAGAAUCUCGUUGGUCAGAAGCAGAUCGUUUCGCAGCAGGCAAGAACCGGCAACGGACUCUCCUCCACGUAUUCGACAACCUCUUCGCCGUUGAGAAGUUCCAUCAAGUCAAAUGGGCAGAAUCAGAAGUAUCGGUACGAAACAUCGAGGCGACCGAUCUCGAAAUACAUGGUGAGCAGCCCGAAUCCGGAGUACAUCGAUUCUUACACCACGGAGAGCGCUCCGAGAAGCACGACGCCCAGCAGAGGUUUUAUAUCAUCGACUCGCAAAAACUCAGCCAAGAAAACUAACGCGAGCGGCAAGAAUCUGGAUAAUUAUUCAAAUCUGCAGUACGGAGACCUAUUGAAUUACAAUCCGUCGAUUUCGCAGUACAUCAAGAAUCCCGCGUCCAUUCUCAACGUGCGGCCGACUUUUGUGCAAGCCGGAAACUCUCUCAUACCCGUAAUUAUUCUAAGAGUAGACGGCGUAUCGCCUAUUCAAUCCAAUGCCACGCCAAACGUGAACUUGAAGGCCCUUUUGCAACAGUAUCUUGUUCAGUAUGCCAGAAGUAUUGAAGAAUUGGCGCAACCGACCAAUUUUGAUUUUGGCAGGAAUCAAAUCCCAAAAGAACAACCUUCAUUCUCCACGAGUCCGCUGCAACAAUUGGCACAAUUAAUACAAAAUAAUAAUGCUCAAGAUCUGGUCGGUAAUCCUACGGAAUCUUACGUCGGCAGAUCGAGUUACGAGGCAAGCAAUUUGGAUGUCGAGAAAAGUCUCUCGAGCGUGAAAUACGGCGAACGCACAGCAAUCCGGCCGAAAGUGAAGAGCGUACAGAUCGUGGAGGAUCCGAGGUUAAAAAAUCAUAGAAUUAAGAACUGA